AUGGAGCCUUGCCGCUUCCCGUGGUUGAGACGAGGGCGUGCUGUGGAGGAUAUGUGCCGCAAGCUGGGUGCCCAGCGGCUGUCGGUUGAUCUCCUCCAAAAGCUUGAGGAGAUGGUCGUCAGCAUUGGUGACCGUGAGUAUGCCCACGCCAACAAGAUCUAUAUGGACUUGGUCAUUGGGACUAAGAAGUGGCUGAACGACAUGCCCUACAUGGUGAACUUCUCCAUGUCCCGCCAAGACACCGAGGUGCACUGGACUCCGGAAUCAGGGUCGCAUCCCGUCGACGAAGCUGGUCUGCGCAACCACGUGGUCGUCCUGCGCCGCAUCAUGAUGGUGUUGCAGGUGGGCCGUAGUCUUCAGACCAGCUCUGAACCCCAACAACGAUCCGUCCAAGAACUGCGGCUAGGGGCCAUGAGGCGGGGCUCAGUUUAG
Molecule: messenger RNA, 432 nt
Organism: Symbiodinium sp. CCMP2592
Lineage: Eukaryota; Dinophyceae; Suessiales; Symbiodiniaceae
Source: the annotation of a GenBank genome assembly